Messenger RNA from Scatophagus argus, 1066 nucleotides. RefSeq lists its product as uncharacterized. The record is from RefSeq and is a predicted model, not a curated record. Lineage: Eukaryota; Metazoa; Chordata; Actinopteri; Scatophagidae. The transcript has 7 exons. The coding region runs from base 111 to 647 and encodes 178 amino acids.
GAGUUACUUGAAUUUGAUGGUUUGUCAAGGUUACGCAGCUUUUAAAUGUUGCAUUUGCAUCUUAAUAGUCGGUAUUUGUUGCUGUAUUUCUUCUACGUUCCCAGCUAGACAUGACAACCAUCUUUCGAUUUGGAGCCACUAGCGGUCCAAACAAGACUGCUGGUGCUGAGAAAGCACAGGCUGUGGAGGAAACCUAUGAAAAAGGAAAUUGCGACCCAGACAAACUUGUGCAGUGCCCCUUUGACAAGAACCACCAGAUCCGGGCCUGCCGCUUUCCUUACCAUCUUAUAAAGUGCAGGAAGAAUCAUCCAAAACUGGCCAGAGAGCUAAAAACCUGCCCUUUUAAUGCUCGCCACCUGGUCCCCAAGCAUGAGCUGAAUCGCCACACUGAAACCUGCGAGGACAGAAAAUAUGUGAACACUGAAGACGGUGGAAGCAUGAAUGGCUUUUGUAAAUGGCAGCUCCCGGUCAGUACUUGGGCAAAUCAAAACAUGACUGAGGAUUGGGACAAAGAGGCUGAUGACAAUGCUAUUCCGUUUGUGUGGGGUCAAAGUGUAGGCGUGAAGGAAAUACCAGAAUCGAGGCCCACCAACAAUCUUGGUCCAAGUUUUAGAAUGCCUAAUACCCUCCCGUGGCCCCAGAUAUAAUGGGCGUCGUGUUCGCCUGCGUCUUGAUGAGAGGCAUCCGUAGCGGCUACGAAGUCAUGUGAUUCAGAUUCACACCUGAGAGGGAGUUGGCUGUUUGGAUCCCCACUUACCGGGACCUUCAUUUCGAAACUUUUAAUGUUCAUCUUAUACUUUGGACACAAUGCACAGAACUAUGUAUUUUCCCUUCUACUGAUUUUGGAUUUUAUUUUCAUAGGUCAACAAUGUCUCUGCUUUGAGAAUGUAUAAGCAUAGAAGUUCUAAUUCAUAGAAAAGAUUAACAUCCACUUUAAUGUUUGUUUCCUGUAAUUCGGGCCUCUUCUACUUUCGCAGUUCUGUUAAGAGAUUUGAGAUCGUAUUUGGACGCCAAUUUUUUUUAAGUUUUGCUGGUUUUUAUUGUUAUUAAACACUCUUUAAAUUAC